This is a messenger RNA of Paramisgurnus dabryanus, 6048 nucleotides long. RefSeq names its product SLX4 structure-specific endonuclease subunit homolog (S. cerevisiae) (gene slx4). NCBI's taxonomy places the organism in Eukaryota, Metazoa, Chordata, Actinopteri, Cypriniformes, Cobitidae. The record is from RefSeq and is a predicted model, not a curated record. Gene Ontology annotation, biological process: DNA replication; DNA repair; resolution of meiotic recombination intermediates. Gene Ontology annotation, cellular component: Slx1-Slx4 complex; nucleus. Gene Ontology annotation, molecular function: protein binding.
AGAAAUAUUUCAAUUUCAAUUCGGAAAUGUGGAAAGUGCGAGUUAGGCUGCGAUUUAAAUAAUUUUUGUUUGUGAAUGUUUUUUUUUAUUUUAUUUGGAAAAAAUUCAAUGUAAUUAAUUGAAAUAUCAGAUGUGUCUUCAUAUUAGCAAAUUCAUAUUUAUUUUACUAAAAUAACAUGACUCGUUUUGUAAUUUGCGUCGCCUUACGUCACCGGAAGUAGACGGCGGCGGUUGUGAGACGCUGUUUUGAACAACAUUGAGCGUUUGCUGCGGGAAAUUUAAGAUAAGAUCGCAUUUUUUAAGUUUAAAACACCAGUUUUAGCAUUAUGAAUUACAGAAAACGAGCUGCGUUGUACCCACGAGUUGUUAUAAAACCGAAUCGCAAUAUGAAUAUAAUGUAACUUGAUUAGCUAAUCGCCUUCAAGUGUAAAUAACGUACGCAAAUCAGGCGAGGUCUUCUCAAACCCUACAUAUUUCGGAAUGAUAGAUCAUGUUUAUAAUUGAUUCAUCAUGGACGACUCGGAUCAGGAUUUCACCGACCUCUGCUCUCGUCUCCUGAAACGAGUGAGACGGAAAGGAGCCGGAGAUGAGAAGAAGCCAGCAUCCAGAGAUGAAGAGGCAUCCUCCUCCUCUCCAUGCAAAAAUCCCCCUAAGAGGAGAAAAAAGACUAUUAAGGGAAUUAAGACCGAAAUCAAGAGAAACACGACUCAGGUGGGUGAUGUUUCACAGCCAGCCAUUGUUGUACCAGGGACAGUGAAGGCAAAGGAUGCAGUGCUCCAGAGGAUGCAACAGUUUAAGAGAGCCAGUCCAGAGAGACUCCUGCAUGUGGACACCAACCAGCCCAUAACUACAGAACCUGAUGGAAACCUCCAGCACACAGAUGAUGUGAGCAGCGAUGAAGCUCUGGCUCUUCAGCUUCAGCAGGAGUUGGAUCGCGAGUCUCAAGCUGAUGAAGAUGGAGGCUUGUUCUUCUGCCAGCUUUGUCAGAAGGACCUGACAGCCAUGAGUCCCCAGCUACGCACUCAACACAUUAACAGAUGUCUGGAUGCGGUUGAGGUCAGCGCUCCUUCUGCAUCCCAUCAUUCUCAUCCCCGACCACAUGUCCCAGCAUGCCCCAUAUGUGGAAAGUGUUUUAAAUCGGAGAAGAGUCGGUCUGUUCACCUAAAGCGAUGCUCGAGUGAUUUAGGUGUGUCGCCCAAUGAUCUGCUCCAGGCUUUGAGAAGGCAGGCUACUGAGACCGUGAGUGACGGCACCACCGACCACUCCCGACAAGAUUGUGUCACAAAGAGGAAGAACGGUGUGCCCACAAAAAAGAAAUCUAAAAGGAAAGGCCAGCAGAUAGACGAGGACACCAUGGUGGCGAUGGCUCUGUCUCGCUCUUUACUUGAGCAGGAGAGAGAAACGCAGCGAGAGAUGGACGAGGAGAGAGAGAUACAGGCUCAACUAUCAAGUCCUCCUCCAAAGGUGCCUCCUUUGCUACAGUGGAGACCUGCAGCCGGAAAGGGACGUGGAAAGAGAAGAAAGGGUGCGUUUCCGGCACAGCCACCCCUGCUUCUCAUACAGGACCCUCAGACAGCCCUGAACCGUCUACAGGAGCGCGUCUCCUCUCUUCUGCUCAGUUCGAGACCUCCCUCUCCGCCAACACCCACCUUGUCCCCAUCCGCCCUCCCUGUCAGUUCUCACGCUCCCCUUUGGGUCAAAAGCACACUGCACGGUGGAGGACCAGACUCGAGUUUAGAGUUUUACACUUCUGAACUCAGCAACUUUAUAACGCCAUUAAUCGCACCGGAGAGGGAAAAGUUAAAGUCUGUUGAAGUCACUCCAGUAAAGGAACCUCCAUCAUCGUCCUCAGAAACCAUACAGAAAAAGUGUACGGGUCAGAGCCCGGCACAGCACCGGUCAGCUCCGUCUCCUUUAACGACAUGUUCGGGUACACCAGGCACCCAAGCCCUGCAGGACCUGAUGGAGCUGGCGGAGGAGGGCAUGACACUCACCCAGUAUGGAUACACCGUGCACACAGUCGCAGAUAAGGACGAUGCUGCGAAUGAACUUACUUCAAGCGGUUUUGUUCCAGAGAAAAAGCACAUCAAGACCACCUCCGUGUCUGUUUCAAAGCUCGCAUCAGAUCUGAGCAGUAUGGUGAACAACCCGCAGCUGAGCGAUGUACAGUUACAGGUGGACAGUGGAGAUGUCUUCUUCACUCACUCCUUUAUGCUGUACACACGAUGCCCCCUGCUGGCCAAUAUGGUUCAUGACUCUGGUUUUGGAGUUCAGGAGGAGGGUAUGCCUGCUGCUCAGAGGGUGUUGUUGGGUGACGUACCCGGAGUGGCAGUGUUGGCCCUCUUGCAAUACCUUUACACUGCUCACUGUCCUCUCACAUACACACUGCUGCCACAUGUACAACAGUUGUCCAAUAGGUUUUGUUUGCCUGAGCUGCAGCAGCAAUGUGAGGAUUACUCUGGACGCAGCGAAGAAGACUCGAGAGAAUCCGACGGCAUGUUUUCAGCUCAGGAGCCUCAUCUCAAAGACCAAGAAGACCAAAACCUAGCAGAGAGCAACUUCUUGGAGCUUCUCCAGUCAAUGUGGCAACAUGAGGACAGUGAAGGAGAGGAUGAAUUUAAGGAAAAUUCAAGAGGCGUUCAAGAGGAAGCUGUCGGAGAGUUGAAGGAUGAUAGGGUGGAUGAAGAGGAACUUGAGGAGAUCUACGAGUUUGCCGCAACCCAGAAGAAGAUGGAAACGGUGACAGAGACAGAAGACGACGAGGCAGAUGCGAACAAAUCCAUCGGUAAUGAAAAGAAUAAGACAUUAUGUGAGAAGUCCGUCACCAGUUUACAUAGUAAUGAGCAAGACGUUGAUGGGACAGAGGCUGCCAUAGUAACAAGUCCUGCGAAGAUUCAUCAAAUCCCAAAUCCAAACACUGGAACACCUGAAGUUUCUUUGCUUUCAGAAUCAAAUGCUCUUGGAAACACAAAUUUAGACAAGAGUUAUGACCGUUUGUUUUCCCAAUCUGUGGGGGAAUACACCGAACCAACAAAGACCCCAACAUCCCUCCCGCAACAACAUUACAAGUCAUCACACGCACUACAGCCAAACACACCUUUAUUUCGCCCCUCGUGUGUUAGUGAGGUCAUUGACUUGUCUAUUAGUCCUCCACCAAGCUCAGAUGUGUCGGGUGUAUCUACUUUCCCUGUACCUGGUGUGUCUCCUGUUCCAGAUUAUUGUGAAGAUGGAGGCCAGCCAGGAAACAAAAAUACAGAAAAAAACUCAGAAUCACACAGCAAACAAGUUGAACUCAUUGUACUGUCUGAUUCUGAUGAAGAAAUGGAUGUCGACCACAUUGCUGCUAUCAUUAAACCAGAGGAGGAUGGUGUGACCCCUCAGUCCCCCACUAGAUCUCUUUCGGAGUCCAAAAGCAAGGGUACACAAAACACAUCUGCAUCCCAAGGCCAUACUGGCACAGAAGCGGACCAAUCAGAGCACCCAGACGUUACCAACGAAAGUGCAUUCGAUGGCUCUGCCGAAGUUUCCUGGCUCAUUCCGGCCACCCCAGUACAAGUACGCAGCAGCUCCAGUCAAACCUGCGUCAGUAUGCGCCGAACCCAGCUCUUUCCCAAAUCUUGCUCUUCAUCUUCAUCAUCUUCUUCCGCUAUUGACCGCUCAAAACACUCUGCUCACUUGUCUUCCUCAAGCAUCCCAGAGCCCAAGCAAGAUCAGAGUCCUGCUUUAGGUUACCAAACACCCCUUCACAAUCUCAAACGGUCUCAAAUCACAUCCAAACUUCCCUCUGAUGGCUCCCACACCGGUAUUAUCAUUGGAUCAUGUGUCCCACAACCCUCAAGUAGCACUCCACUUCAUUUAGACUCUUCUCUACAAAGGCACAUCCCAUUCGGUUCCCCUAUGGACUGUAAAGUUAACCACAUGGAUAACAGUAACUUCUCUCUUGGCCAGGUGAAAGAAGGCCUACUUUCUCUCCAACUCAGUCAUUCGGAAAGUUCUCCAUCUCCUUCUAAAACACCGGAGAAGAAACAAAAUCUUGGUGCGUCCUCAGACUCUCCGAGUUAUGAUCCCGACAAGUCAAGAGAGAACCGGUAUGAAGAGUUAAAAACAAUGGAAGUAACAAGUUCUCCUUCUGAAACAUCAGAGAAGAAACAAAAUAUUGGUGCGUCCUCAGACUCUUCGAGUUAUGAUCCCGACAAGUCAAGAGAGAACCGAGAUAAAGAAUUCAAAACAAUGGAAGUAAUAAGUUCUCCUUCUACAACACCAGAGAAGAAACAAAAUAUUGGUGGGUCCCUAGACUCUCCGAGUUAUGAUCCUAACAGGUCAAGGAAGAACCGGGAUGAAGAGUUAAAAACAACGGAAGUAAUCGAUAAAGAUCAAAACCAAGAUGUUGUAGGAGUGUUAGGUGUUGCCCAAGCUAGUUUUUGCAAUUUGGAUGAGCCUCCCAUAGCGUUCGAUGACUCGUGGGGUUUAGAUGGAGUGCUGGAAAGCCAAAAGCCUUGCUUUAGUCUAAAACUCGACAGCAGUGAUGGUACAGCGAGUCCACUGAGUACAAACCACAUGGCAAGCCCACCCAUCACACCUCCUCUGGCUACUGGAGCUCAUACCGAAACCCCAGAGCCGUCACCGGCAGGUCAAUUCAAUCACAGCUUACCUGACCCUGACAUGUGGGAUGACUGGGAGGAGAAUGAGGAACCACCACUUCCUCUUUCACAGAGAUUAGCGCCUCCCUCUGCAAAGAGAGUCGCUGAACUCAAAACACCAGUGGCUUGUCGAAAUAAAAAUAAAGGACCUUUGGUACCCAUCACUCCUAUGCCAGGCUACUCUGAUAUGGACACACCUGAGCUGAAAAACAAACUCAACAGGUUUGGUGUGCGUCCGCUGCCUAAAAAGCAGAUGGUUCUGAAGCUGAAGGAGAUUCAUCAGUACACCCACCAGCUGCAGAGCUCAGAAUCAGAGGAGGAGAUGUCUCCUCUCCGACACCUCCCGUGUACCUCCAAAUCCGUUCAACUCUUUAAGCAGCCUACAGCGCCCCCUGCCGCCUCUCCAGUUAAACUGCAACCAAAUGAUGUAGAUGAUCAUUUAUCAUCCUCGCAGAACUCAACCACUUCUUCAAAUGCAGACUCGGACAGGUCAAAUCCAGAGCUGUGCGUGUCUGAAGACGAUGACUCUGAUACUGAAGGUAUCACAGCGUCUCAGGCUGUCGUACGUGAGAAGGACAAAAUUCUUGCCGUUCGACAGUUUAUCAUGUCUGAUCCAAAACUGUACAAACGGGUGCUGCAGUACCAGCCUCUACCUCUGGGGGAGCUGCGGGCCAGUUUGAAAGCAGCGGGCAUCAGGUUGGGUGCCGCCAAGCUGCUAGACUUCUUGGACUCGCAGUGUAUUACUUUCAGCACGGCCAAACAGGGUCAAAGCACCUCUUCACGAAGAAAACAGAGACGUAAAGCAGCGACCAAUGGUCCUGCUGGUACAGCUGGAAGGGGAAGGAAGAAAACAGCCAAGCCACAUGGAGUAGGAUGAGGGAAAUGAAGUACAGGUAAAACAUGAGCUGAAAGCAGGUUGUAUGUAUGCCAUUGAAUAAAUUCUGCUGUAAACAUAUAGUAUGAUUGAAUGCAUCACGUUCGUUCAGGGAUGGCAACCAUUUGAAAGGAUUCAGACGCAUUUGUGUUUGUAUAAUUUAUAUGAUGUUUGACAUGAAAAUAUAUUUGAUUUAUUGAAAUAUUACAUUAUGAUUUCUUAAAACACAUCUUGCUUCCAUAUAUUCAUUCAUACAUAUACAACUGUAGUGGUUGGUUGACAGUUUCUCUAAACAGCACUUUAGAUAUGUGACCCUGGACCGCGAGUCAGGCAACUAUUUGAAAAAACUGGAAUCUCAGGAUGCAAAAAUUGAAAUAUUGAGAAAAUCGCCCAAAUGAAGUCCUUCACUGCAAAAAAUGAUUUUCAAGAAAAAAAAAGUCUUAGUAUUUUUGUCUUGUUUUCAGUAGAAAUAUCUAAAAAUUCUUGAAUGAAGAUGCUUUUUCUUGAUGAGCAAAACGACCCAAGAAAAUAAGU